This is a messenger RNA of Euleptes europaea (tarantolino), 1323 nucleotides long. RefSeq names its product cytokine receptor like factor 3 (gene CRLF3). The record is from RefSeq and is a predicted model, not a curated record. Gene Ontology annotation, molecular function: protein binding. NCBI's taxonomy places the organism in Eukaryota, Metazoa, Chordata, Lepidosauria, Squamata, Sphaerodactylidae. Bases 4 to 1320 code for a protein of 438 amino acids. The transcript has 8 exons.
GGAAUGGAGCUCGAGACGGAGGUUCUAUUGCAGGAGGCUCGCGAGAGCGUGGAGGCGGCGCGGACCUAUCGGCGGGAGCUGCAGCAGCGCCUAAAGGGGCUGCACCUGGCCCGCCAACAGAUCAAAGAGAGCGCUGCUCUGACGAGGGAUGUUCUUGAGCAACAUUUUAACGAUUUGAAAGGGACCCUGAGAAAGCUGCUGGACGAGAGGCUGGUGUUCCUGCUGCACGAAGUGGAUGCCAUAGAACAGGAAAGCAUCAAGCCCUUGGAUGAGUGCCAGAAGCUAAUAGAACACGGAGUCAGUACGGCUGACGAACUUGUCCGAGAAGGCGAGAAUGCUAUCCAUGGAGCUAUAGGGGAGGACAGUGACAAACUUUGCAGCUUUACCAAAAAGGCUUUGCAUAUUCAGCUGGACAGUUUGCCAGAAGUGCCCACGUUGGUAGAUGUGCCUUGUUUAUCUGCCCAACUAGACGACUCUCUUCUUACAAUAGUGAAAAGUGAGAUCUUCAACCAUGGAGCAAUAGCAUCUCGACCGCCAAUUCAGAUAGAAGAGCUUAUUGAGAAGCCGGGGAGUAUCCUGGUGCGAUGGUGUAAGGUUGAUGAUGACUUCAUAGCGCAAGACUACAGGCUUCAGUAUUGCAAGAAUAAUGCCAGCCACUUUGAAGAUGCGUAUGUGGGCUCAGAGGCAGAAUUCAUAGUGUUGCACAUUGACCCAAACGUCGAUUAUCAGUUCAGGGUUUGUGCUAGAGGAGAUGGUCGGCAGGAAUGGAGUCCAUGGAGCGUUUCUCAGAUUGGCUGUACCACAUUAGUGCCUCAUGAAUGGGCACCUGGCUUUGAUGGCUAUAGCCUGAGUAGCCGAAGAAAUAUAGCACUUCGAAAUGAUUCACAGUCUGGUGGGGUGCUGUACUCCAAGGCUCCAACCUACUAUUGUGGUCAGACGUUGACAUUCCGAAUUGAAACAGUUGGCCCAGUGGACAAAAAAGACAGCAUAGGAGUUUGUGUGGAGCAGCAGAAUGGCUGUGAUUCUUUGCAGCGGGACAAAGCAGUGUGUGUGAGCACCAACGGGGCUGUAUUUGUGAACGGCAAAGAGAUGACAAACCAGUUGCCUGCAGUUACUUCAGGAUCAGCUGUGACGUUUGACAUGGAAGCUGUGAGCCUGGGUCCUUCCAACCAUGAUGAAGGGGGAAACUCCAAACUUAGAGUAACAAUUAGUUCUAACAACAGGGAAGUGGUCUUUGACUGGGUACUUGAUCAGUGCUGCGGUUCUCUGUAUUUUGGAUGUUCAUUCUCCUAUCCGGGUUGGAAAGUGCUGGUGUUCUAGCCU